GACCGUGUUCGUACCCAAAGCAAGUGUUGUCACUCAUCCAUUCACCGACAUCAACAUUCUUUUAUUGCACCGGGAACACUUUUGCACGCGUAUGAAAGUACGGCACGCAACAAUCACGGUGUUUAUGCAUUUAGAACAUCGUUUCUGAAUUCGAUAACAUUGAAUGGAUAGCAUCUGAGCCAAUAAGAAAGAUGCGAAGAUCAACAAGGCUGUCUGGAUUGAUUAGGAUGGCAGGCGCCUUCCGCCAUUCUACAUUAACCAUUGCAAAGAUUCCGAGACGAAGCCAAAGCUCGCUGGCGUCAUCCAUGACGAACAAUACCUACUCAAAACAGAUUCAUGGUAACAGCUUUCGAAAUUCAUUGGCGAGGACGCACAACGCGUAUGGCAUCGGACACAACAAUUUUCAUUCUACCAGCACCUGUCGUAGUCCGGAAAACAAACCAUCAGCAGCAUUUCCGCACCUCCGAUCACCUACAUCCGAACAUGCCCGCGAGCUUUUUCUUUUGAUGAAUUCGAGGCCGGGGAGUCUUUUAACGACGUUAUUGGACUGCACGAAGGAGUCUGGUGAUGCCAACGCUGAAUCGCUUGAGAAGUACAAUGUCGAUUGGACCGGCCACUAUCGAGGUUUCUCUUCGAUUGUUGUACGGCCAAAUUCGACAGAUGAAGUAAGUCGCAUUCUAAAAUAUUGUAAUGAACAUCUAGUAGGGAUUGUUCCACAAGGUGGAAAUACGGGGCUGGUAGGAGGAAGCAUCCCUAUCUCGUCGAAAGAAAUUGUUCUCUCGUUGGAGAAAAUGAACACAAUUGAGGACGAUGGUAGAGAAAGCAAUGUAUUGCGAGCUCAAGCCGGUUGUAUCUUACAAGACUUACAAGACCAUGCCAACAAAAACGGAAGUUUGGUCCCGGUCGAUUUAGGUGCAAAAGGAACCUGUCAAAUUGGUGGAAACGUUUCCACAAACGCCGGUGGGGUAUAUUACUACCGAUAUGGAAGUCUCCACGCAAAUGUUUUGGGCCUCGAGGUGGUGACACCAACUGGUGACGUUCUCAAUCUCGGAUAUAGCCCUGUUUCGCACCUCAAGGACAACACAGGAUAUGAUUUGAAACACAUGUUUAUUGGUAGCGAAGGAACCCUUGGAGUGGUCACAAAGGUAGCUCUACGAUGUCAACCUUCACCGGUAUCUAGGGGAGCGAUCUGGCUGAGCUGUAACUCACUGCAAGAUGUCGUAAAAGUCUUGAACAUCGCUCGUACUGAACGCUUGAGCGAAAUCCUGGCCGCGUUUGAGUUCAUGGAUGGAGAUGUAUUAGAACUGGUUCGUCAGACGCAUCCUUCCAUUCGUUUUCCUCUACUCAACGCUGGUGAUACUGAUGCCCCAAUGCAACCGUAUAGCAUUUUAGUCGAAACGCAUGGAUCUCAUGAUCAACAUGACAGAGAAAAGCUAGAAUCCUUCCUGGAAUGUAUAUUUGAGGAAGGCCUUGUAACAGACGGAGUCGUAGCGCAAAACUUAGGACAGAUAGAAGACUUUUGGAAGAUCCGAGAACUAUGCAAUCCAUCAUCUGCAGCUUCAGGUACGUAAAAGCUAAUACUGAAUACAUCAUGGUUUGUUGUAUGGCUAAUGUUGAAAAAUGCUCUGGAAAACAAUUAGGGCGACACAAAAGAAAACUUUUUGGAUAGAAUGUAACAUUCUCAACGCUUAAAUCUACGUUUUCGAUCUUUAUCAAAAAUGUUUUUGAAAGGCUAUGUUUACAAGUACGACGUGUCCUUGAAGGCGAGGGAUUUCGAAGGUUUUAUCCGUGAUAUGAAGUUGCGGCUAGGUGACGUUUCCCAUGCGUCGUCUUCCGCCGACCACCAUCUACUCUGCGUAAACUGGGGUCACAUUAUAGGUGAGAGUUUCUCUUGCGAGCAUUGGAAUUUGAUUUCAUUUUAUGAUUCGAUUCGUUUCUGUUACACGCAAUUGAUUACUUGCUAACUACAACCACAUUAAUUGGUUCUGUACGAACAUUCUUGCAGACGGAAAUCUUCAUUGUAAUAUUGUCUCAGGUGGAAAAUUUGAAAAGGAUACUGGUUUGGAAAAGUUCAUCAAUGAAUGCGUUUUUCAAGAAGUCAUGAAAAGGAACGGUUCCAUCUCCGCGGAGCAUGGCCUGGGUCAGUAUAAACACAACUACAUGCCGCAAAUCAAAGAUCCACCGACACUUCAAGCAAUGUAUGACGUUAGGAGUCUUUUCGAUCCUAAUGGGAUCAUGAACCCUGGUAAAUACUUGCCUUCUACAUAGGAAAUCUUUCUACAUAUUUUGUUGCAUAUGAAAAGACUGCACGAAGCAAAGGCUUCACGUGACAGAACACUCAAAGAGUUAGGAGCUAGGAUACCCAAAAUGACAACAUUAAAAUGCAGAAUAUGAG
Messenger RNA from Pseudo-nitzschia multistriata, 2395 nucleotides. The record is from the annotation of a GenBank genome assembly. Lineage: Eukaryota; Bacillariophyta; Bacillariophyceae; Bacillariales; Bacillariaceae.